Molecule: messenger RNA, 7875 nt
Organism: Lodderomyces orthopsilosis Co 90-125
Lineage: Eukaryota; Fungi; Ascomycota; Pichiomycetes; Serinales; Debaryomycetaceae
Gene: IRA2
Product: Ras GTPase activating protein
Exons: 1
Coding region: 1-7875 (2624 amino acids)
Biological process (GO): regulation of GTPase activity
Source: RefSeq, a predicted model, not a curated record
AUGAACACAGUUGCCAUAGACGAAAACAAUAGGAGAUUUAUCGACUCAUUAUUGAAGCGUAUUGAGUCGUUGCUCCCCUUUAGAACUGGCCACACUGUUCAAGAGGUGGAAAUUGAUGCUCAAUUCAUAACAACAAGAAAGAUCUUGUUGGAUAGUCAUUGCAAAAAUGGACACAUGAUCUCAUUGAUUAUAACGUCAUUCACAUCAUUACUACUGACAAUCAACACAGAAGCACAAAAUGCUAGACUCAAGUACAGAGACGAGAAAUCAAGAUCUUCAACGUUGUUAGUAUGCAAGACAUUGGCCGAGAUAUUGAAAGCAAAUUGGGAUAGAGAAACCACGUUUUUGGAGGAGAAAGAUGUCUUGAGUAACUACUCGAGGUUUUACUACUAUGAACAGCCGCAGCCAUUAAAUUCAACUAUAGUCCCAGAUGUUCUAAGUUUUUACAUCAAUUUGUUGUCCACUGGAGUUGUUAGAAAAGUACUCUCAAUGGUGAGAAAUGAAAAGACAAUGACAAACAUAGCCGUUGCCAAAGAAGAGCAGGAUAUCGCAAGGGAAGACCAGCCGAUGACUGAGCUGGAAAAAAUAUUGAAUGCAAUAGCAGACAUUGACUCUUAUAUUGAAAUAGUUCUUCGAUUUGUCUCAACUGCUAAUCCGGACGACUAUUACAAAUACAUCCAAACAAAAUUAUACGCUUACUCAGAUACUAGUCAAACUAUACCUCUUCCUACCAUACAAAAGUAUUGUCCACUAAUGAAGUAUGCAUUUUAUUCGGAGAUGAAUGCGGUUAUUUUUGCCGAAGAGUCAUUAAAAACUAUCCCAGUUAUCAAAUCCAACACUUGGAGACAAGUUUACCUUUCCUUCUUGGCUACUAGUAUCAAAGACCAAUCACUUUCCAGAGUAGGGGACUACAACGCAUUAGUCGACCCCAACAAUCUACGUCACGCUACUGCAUUGAAACAACUCUUUGACUCGGCAAUGUCAGUUUUUGAGGAUAACUAUACCCUGGUAUCAUGCGCUCCAUACAUUUUGACUUGUUUUCUCACUUUAUGUGUUAGCGAUUUCGCGGAAAUGAAUUCCCUCAAACCAUUAAACAAAUUGAAAUUGGCAUUCAACAAAAGACUCAGAUUUAUAUCAACAGUGCUUAAGGAUGCAUCAAAUGCGAAUAAUUUGGAAAGUCUUGAGGUGCUAAUAAAUAUAUUUCACUUAGGAGCUAGGCUAGAGACGAGUAAUUUCAAAAAGCAUCCUGUUUUGUUGUUUAGCUUAAGAUACUUGGACGAAGUGUUUCACCAGUUGGUCAAAUACGAAGAAAUUCAUAAAGAUCAGCUACUCACAGAUGACGACCUAGCUACAAAGCGAGAUUACUUGUUGGUAAACUAUUAUAUUGCUGCAAUAAUUCUCCGUCCAGAAAAAUACACCAAAAUUAUGAUUGAGCGCUACAAACGAUCCGAAGGCGAUAUGAGGAUAAAUAAGUUAUUUGUUAAGGCGAUAAAAGGGUUGUCUGAAAUUGACAUUGCCAAGGAUAUUUUUUACUCAUUUAUGUUGCAGUUCAAGAGUACCCUAAAAUCAAUCAUGUAUGGAUCAUUGAAAAUAUUACGUGGAUAUGGAGAACGAAUAAACGAUCCAUUCAACGCUUCAUAUUAUUCUGAUGCAUCAAGUGUUGAUGACAAUGAAAUGCAGGCUAAUCAAGCAACAGACUAUGCGUUUGAUCAAAACAAAUCGAGCAUCGACCAUUACGCAGAGACAUUAUUUGACAAAAGUCAAACCAAAGACGAUUCUAAAGUCAAGUCACCAGCCGCGGUCUCUUUGGCGUCAUCAAGCACGUUCAGUUUUCGAAUUGUGAAUGGCGCAGAAGAGAUUGUUUCUGACAUUUUCUUGAUAUUUGCUGCUGCACCGGAGCUCUAUUUUAAUGACAAGAAGUUGAUGGAUGAUUCAAAUUUGAAAACUAUGCCUUAUGGUGAAUUGUUAAGACUGGUGGUGGAAUUUUGUCACGAUGCUAUUGUUCCAAUCCGAUUAGCUCUAAAGGCAAAUUGGAUAGUGGAAGGAAAUACUAGGCUAUUUGACUCUGCACGGAAAUUGUCUAUGCAAAUGGUGGCGUCUGGAAACAAGAUUGAAACUGAAUACACAACUUUAUCAGCAUUUGCCAAUUUCAAUAUCUGCAACUGCAUUAUCCAAUCAGUUUGUGAAACUUGCUUAGGAUUAGCAUUAUCAAAUCCCAAAUUCAAAUCGAGCUUUUUAUUUUUAAUCAACUUUUUGCAUAAACGGGAUAAUUAUUGUGCAAUAGUUCGCGAAAAUCCAAUUAUCCGAGAUCACAAAUCGCGUGAGUUGUAUCAAACAUGUGGGAGAGUAGUGCAUUCAGUGGAGAAGGUAUUACUUUUGUCUUUAUGUACUCAUGAUGUACAGUUUUACAACUAUACAAAAGAAGGCAUCAAGUGGUAUAUUAGCGAGAUUCACGAAAACAAAGUUUUAUACAAAUCUCAUGAAAUUGACGACAAUCAGCUUGAACUUUUUGAAAAACUUAGUAAUGACGAUGGAGUAUUCACUGGGUUUGUAUCGUUGCAAAAGAGACACCGUAAGAUUCUUCGUGAAGCCAAGCCAACUAAAUCACUAUACCACGUUUGGCUAAUCAUUCUUGCAAGAUGGACCAAAAUCUUGAAAACCAAUAACGAAAUUAAUGAAAACAAUUUAAUUUUCCGUCACUUCACUGGAUUUUUAGUUUCAACUUCGGGAUGUUUUAUGUCGGCUGAUACGGAUAGUACUGCUGUGGAGAUUCGUCAAAGAAGUAGUGGGCACAUUUCCGACUUUUUUGACAAAUGCAUCGACCUUUUAAAUUCCCCAGACUUGGUUGUACGAGUUAUCAUCAAAGACACUUUGUCAAAUGAAUCGCAUUCAGACAUAUAUCACCUUAUAGCGACAAAGCUAAUGGCUCGUGCAAACUCUUACGCCGAAGAGAAAUCGCAUACUGAAGAGAGUGUGAUAUUUUUGGAAGAGGCCAUUAUUAUUAUGAGUGCAAUGAUUAAUGUUCGCAACGACGGUGCUUUGUUACUUUCAUCUUUGCUUCCCCAUAUUUGCCAAUUCUUUAUAACGUUCAUCAACAAUGUUGCUGAUAUUACGGAUAAAUUUAGAUUGAAGUUGAGGUUUUGUAAACUAGCGCAAGCACUUGAACUGGAUAAAACCAACUCAGGUUUACACGGAGCAUACAAGCUUCGUAAUGGAUACAGCAAAUCAAUGUUGGAGUGGUUGGAACAAAUUGUCAUUUUGGAUGGAGAUAUGGCUGACAAAAAUCUUCUGGAAAUCAAGACAUCGGAAUUGAGUUAUUUGAAAAUGGAUCUCGCUGUCCAGUGCUCCAAAAGCUUGAGUCUUCAGCUUGAGAAUUUAUUGCUUGAGAUCCCUGAUGGAGUCAAAGACAGUGAGGUAAAAAAAUACAAGGACAUAGCUUUUGGAAAUUUCUUUUCGAUCUUUUACAAAAUUAUUCAAAAAUACACCAAAACCCCAUCAUCAGACAGGUUCAAGCAUAAAUUGCAACAAGUUACUGAUCAUGUUUUAAACUCCAUCACCAACUUGCUACAAUAUGAUUCGGAGAUUGGAAUUCAAUACCUACUUCCAAUGGGAUACCACGAAGAUAAGAAAAUUAGAGCCAUAUUUCUAAAUGUUUUUGCUAGUAUGUUGACGUCAAAAACCAUCAAGAAAGUGGAGGAGGAGUAUCCGUAUGAAUUAGUCGAACAGUUGGUCCAAGAGACUGAAAUAUUUGGUUCUAUCGCCGAGUGUGCGUCUAGCUCUGAGCACAAUCUUCUCGCGUCAUCGUUGUUUGGUAUAUUUUCUUACACCAACAAAUUGGAUAAGUUAUUCACUGUUUUGUUGACUGACGAGAUUGCCAAUCUAACCCGAUCAACAGAUUUGUUCCGAAGAAAUUCGACUUUGACGAGGCUUCUUUUCAAUUUCACUCAGGAUCAUGGAUUGGACUACUUGAAAAGCAAAUUACUCUUCAUCAUUGAGGAGAUUGUCAAUCAGGAUAUUUACUUCGAAGUUGAGAAACGAGAAUCAAGCGAGGAUACAGCUUUAUUUAUCACCUAUUUGGGAAGGAUCGUUGAUCUGAUUGUUGGAUCAUUUGAUGCGCUUCCAAAUUCAUUUAAAUUUGUUUGUUCACAAAUCUAUCAAUCGGUGUCAACCAAAUUUGAAGACUCUGCUUUGAUUGCUGUUGGAUCAUUUAUAUUCUUAAGAUUCAUAUGCCCAGCAAUUGUCAGUCCGCAGCAAUACUUCAAAAUUCCAGUAGAAAAUUCCAAGACGAAACGAUCUUUGAUGCAGUUGGUAAAGAUUCUACAAAAUAUGGCAAAUGGCACGCUAAUCACGAUCAAGUGGCCAGGUUUGAUAGACGAUAGCGAGAUUUUGAGUAAUUUUAACACGAGAAUUAAGGAUUUCUUGACAAGGAUUUCAACAGUUGAGCUCACUUCAUAUCCAUUCCAAAAAGGUUCCUGUGAAAAGCCAAUCGCUGAAUUGAGGUACUUGCAUAAAUUCAUAUACACUUAUUUUGCUCCCAUCAGAAUGAAUUUUCUUCUUGGAAAAUCAGCAUUCAGUGUAAAAACAUUACACGAGAGAGUCAAAAAAUUCAAAUCUUUUGAUUUAGUGGUUAUGAAAUUGGGUCAGCCGAAAGCUAGUGUUCGCUUACAAUUGGCUUCCAAUUUCAAAGCCUUUGAUUCAAGUAAUGGAGACGGCGAAGAGCUUAAAUUCAAUGAUUUCAUGACCAAACUGUCCUUGAAGUAUGCUGAUACACCAUCUGAUGCUGUAAAUCUUAUUCAGUCAUCGAUAUUCAAGGAUGGAACCCCUGUCAUUGUUGUGAAUCUCCGUAGGUUAAAGUUUCGACCAGAUGAUAUUAAUUAUCUAGUAUACAAACUACUUGAGACAGCAUCGCAAGUUUGGGAGAACAAGUUUUAUCUCAUCUAUGACUUUUCAGAGUUUUAUUUUUUCAAAGUGGAAUCUCCUGACGAAUACACUCAUUUGGUUUCAUCAUAUACGCCAAAGCAAUUCUUCUCAAGCUGUUCCCGUGUCUACUACUUCAAUGUCCCACGAACAGAGUAUUCCAGUUUAAUCAAAUCGAUGCAAAGCUUGAGAAAAAAGGGUUCAGAGUUUGGAACAAAGAUUUAUAUCCAUUCCUCGAUUGACUCUGACAGCACAGUCAGCAAUCUUUGUUUAGAUCCUGAGACUGUUUCCAUCAGUCGUGACGCAAAGGUCACUUAUAAGGGCGUGCUCUUAUACGAGCCAACGAAUCAAAGAUAUGAACCGGUUAGCCUCAGGAUAGGAAGAAAGUUCCUCACAGUGUGUUUCAAAGAAAGCGUGCAAUUCAAGAGUCCUUACUCAGCCAUGGAUAGUUUCACACCGUUAGAGGUUCACAGACUAACUGAUUUAGUUAGAUGCGAGGUAUCUGACUUCACAGGAGUUGAAGAUGAGUUUACAAUAUAUUUUAAACACAAUGAUCCGGUGACGUUCAGGUCACCCGAUCGCCUUGAGAUUUUGCGGUUCUUAUACUUUACAACUUCAAGGUUACCUAGGGAUACUUCAUUGUUGGAUGCUGAAAAAGAAUCCCAAGCCGAGGUGCAUAUUAUGCAUUGGUUUGGUCGAUUGUACAAUAUAGUGUUCCAGGGUCUACUUAGUAGUGAUGCAGAGGUGAAAUCAUCAUCAGCGGUUUUAUUUGGCUCCUUGUCUUCAUAUUUCGAGAUUGAUUUUGGCAUUUCUGAAACUCAUGCAAAAUCAUUACCUUUCCCCACUGAUGCAACUGAUUUAGUGGUGUCCGUGUCGAAGCACUUAUCUGUCACCUUUCCCGAAAUGACGUACAGAUUUUUCAAGGCUUAUUUUGACAACUUCGAGAAAAUGGACCGGGAAACUCGCUUGACUUCAAUUUUGUACGUUACACCAUGGAUCAAUAAUAUUUACGAUUAUGUUUAUUCACAAAGUGGGUUUAGAGGACCCGAUCGAGUUGCAGAUCUUAUCAGACAAUUCUGUCGUAUCACAAUGCUCAAUAAAGAUCGAGUUCCAUUUACUAAUGAUUAUAUAUGGAACAUCCUUUUCCGCGAGACGAGAUUGGUCUCAUCUUUGGUUGACGAAGUGGUGGCAUUUGCAAUUGAUAGCAAAAACGAGGGUCCUGAGUGGUCAUUCAUUAUUGCUGUGAUUACUCCUUCGGUUGAAGUUUGCGGUGAAGUGAUAUCAAGGUUGUUAACUGCAAUAAAAUACGCCCUUACCACAGAUUCUGCAAUUGCAUCCCAAUCUAAGCUUUUUGAAAUUACUGUUUUGGUGAAGAUUUGUUCGUCAUUGUUUUUCAGCUCAUACGCCCUUGCAAGGUUAUACUUGGCAGACGUAAUCUUUCUUGUCACCUUGUUUAUCGACAAUGCUUAUUUGGAAGUAGGCUCGGACUUGAGAAAUUUGAUUAUCAGCACAGUUCAGUCAUUUUUACACAAGCCAAAUUUGACAAGCUAUCAACAAGAUGUAAUCAAUAACACGAUUGAGUAUUUCACUACACCUAGAGCAAAGAUGCUAUUUGGAAUGACACGGGAGGCAAAAUCUCUUGCUGAUAUUGGUCAAGCGUUCAAUCGAAUCAUUAAUUUUGAAGUCUUAUGUGAUUAUUUGAAUGAGUUCAUUGAGGUGGUUAGUACUUCUGAUGACAAAACGAACUGGAAAGCAAGGUGGUCCUCGAACGCAAUUGAUGUUGCUUUCAACAAUUUCUCGUUGUUCCAAGACAAAGCAAUAUUAGUAGUUGGUAUACUAGCAAAACAAGGCAUUACCGACUCUGUUGCGUGUCGAACAAUCAAAUUAGUUGCCCAUGGUGAAUUGAGGAGAAUUGAUACUGUCAUAUGCACUUCCGUGGCAACUGCUCGCAUUAUGGAAGGCUUACCAAGCGAUUCGAUGUUGCCACCAAUCUUGAUUUGGUCUCAACUAUGUUUCGCUUUGUUGAACCAAUCAAUUCUCUACCAGUCAGCACUUGAAAAUGUUGUUUCGUCAAUUGUUAAAAUAAUGAAUCUAGAUGAUCAUAUUGAGAAAGCAUUUGAGCAAAGACAAUAUUUGGAACCAUACAUGUCUGAAUUCGAAGAAAAGCAUGAAAUUAGCAUUACAAGAGAUAAUUUUCGAAUGUAUUUUUUCUUUAUUCUUACACAGGGACUCAAAGUAUCGCAGUAUAGAGGCUUGUCUUUGACGUGUAUUAAAACUUACUUUAAGAGACGUUUUGAGCUCAGAGAUGAGCAUCCAAUCGACGAGAACAUCAUUUCAAAUAAUGCUUAUCCAUUUCUCGUGAUGUUGCAUAUGUUUUCUGAUGCAAAAGAAUUUGAAGCAUAUUUGGAUGAGUUGGGAAUUGCUCAUGAGCCUUUUGAUUUAGAUAAUGGGCAGCAGAUACCAAGUUUCUUGCUGGAGUUUUUAGGAGCAAACAAUGAAGCAUCCAAGUUUGCCAUGCUACAAUUGGGAAGAUUCUUUGCUGACGAAAAGCUCACUGAUAUCGGAUUCAGAGUAAAGUUCAUCUCAAUCUAUCAUCACUUAUUGAAUCGCAACCCAGAGACAGCGUUGCUCAUUUUUCAUAUUAUUGAGCUGGCUUUGACGCUGGAUUUGGCAACCACAAAUUCAUUGGAUACAGUGGAAAGCAUCUCUAAAAUCAUUUUCAAAGUGUCAGAAAUGACAGGAUAUCAACCGGAAAUCUAUAUCAAAAGUAUCGAUGAAAUAAUACACACGAGAAAGAUAUCUUUUUUGAAUAAAAUGGAUGAUUUGCAGCCUGUUGAAGCUAUACUUGAUGAAGAUGGCGAGUUUAACGCUACAUUUGACGAGGAUAUUAAGGCAAUUCAAUUCAUGUUCUAUAGAUCUGCUUGUACCUACAUAGAAGGAUUAAAAUUGGAGGAUUGA